This is a messenger RNA of Populus nigra (black poplar), 2094 nucleotides long. Its product is annotated as multicopper oxidase LPR2-like. Gene Ontology annotation, molecular function: oxidoreductase activity; copper ion binding. NCBI's taxonomy places the organism in Eukaryota, Viridiplantae, Streptophyta, Magnoliopsida, Malpighiales, Salicaceae. The transcript has 3 exons. The record is from RefSeq and is a predicted model, not a curated record. Bases 115 to 1836 code for a protein of 573 amino acids.
AUAAUUUUUCACUCAACAUAUUCACCAAUCUCUCCCUCCCUCCUUCAAAAAGUCUCUCUCCUUAUCUAGUAGCUAGGUGUUUAUCACUUCCAGCCAUUGUGUGUGCUGUUUAAUAUGGAGAGAAUUCUGGUGUUUAACAUCUUCUGUUUAGCCCUGCUUAUAGUGCUUCCUACAAUACGGGCCGAGGACAAUCUUAUUAGUCCAUCUAAAUUGGAGAAGUUCGUCGAUGAACUUCCAGACAUGCCCAAGAUCCAGAGUUUUGAAGUAGUGAAUGGUGUUUUCAAAUCCAAGCCGCUGGAGAUUGGCAUGUUCAAGAAGCAUUGGAAAUUCCACAGAGACCUCCCCCCCACACCAGUGUAUGCUUAUGGUACAUCCAAGCGCAAUGCAACUAUCCCUGGUCCAACCAUCGAGGCCAUUCAUGGAAUCGAUGCCUUCGUCACGUGGCAAAAUCAUCUCCCUUCAAACCAUAUACUUCCGUGGGACCCAACUAUACCAACCGCUAUACCUAGAACCAAGAAGGGCAUUCCUACAGUGGUGCACCUCCACGGUAGCAUUGGUGAGCCUGAGAGUGAUGGACAUGCGCACUCAUGGUUCACCCGUAGAUUUAAAGAGGUAGGACCCACUUGGACCAAGAAGGAAUAUCACUACCCCAACUUGCAACAUCCAGGAAACUUAUGGUACCAUGAUCAUGCCAUGGGUUUAACUAGAGUCAACUUAUUAGCUGGCUUGAUUGGGGCCUACAUUAUCCGUGAUCGUGAUGUUGAGACCCCACUUAGACUGCCGUGUGAUGAUGAAUUCGAUCGGACGUUGAUGGUGUUCGAUCGUAGCUUUCUCACUAAUGGUUCGAUAUACAUGAGUUCCACAGGAAAUAAUCCCUCUAUACACCCUCAGUGGCAGCCAGAGUAUUUUGGUGAUGUAAUUAUCGUCAACGGCAAAGCAUGGCCUCGUCUGACCGUACGACGUCGUAAAUACAGAUUUCGUAUCAUCAAUGCCAGCAAUGCAAGAUUCUUCAGGUUUUUUUUCAGCAACGGUCUGAAAUUCAUCCAUGUGGCAGCUGAUUCAGCAUACCUUGAGAAGCCAGUGAUAACCAAUGAAACCCUCUUGGCUCCAUCUGAAAUCGCUGACGUGAUGGUUGACUUUUCAAAGUCAAAGUCAGACAGUGCAAUUCUAGGCAAUGAUGCAGUGUAUCCCUACCCAUCCGGGGACGCAGUGAAUGAAGCCAAUGGCAAGGUCAUGAAGUUUAUCAUCAAGAAGGAGCCAGAGCUUGACACUUGGAGAGUACCCAAAACCUUGGUAAAAUACCCUCAUGCUGAUAUAUCCAGUGCAUCAAAGACACGGUACAUUGCCAUGUACGAGUACACGAGCGACAUUGAUGAGCCAACCCAUCUUUACGUCAACGGAAAACCGUUUGAUGAACCAGUUACCGAGACCCCAAGAGUGGGGACCAGUGAGAUAUGGAACGUGAUCAAUCUGACGGAGGAUAAUCACCCGUUGCAUAUUCAUUUGGGAUUGUUUAAGGUGAUUGAUCAAACCAAGUUGGUCAAGGAGGAGGAGUUUAAGGCGUGCAUGUUGAAAUUGAACGAUGCCAUCAAGUGCAAAAUACAUCAGCAUGCACGUGGAGAUAAGAUAGAGGUGCCGGCCCAUGAGAAGGGAUGGAAGAAUGUGUACAAGAUGACACCCGGAUUUGUGACAAAGAUUCUUGUCAGAUUUGCUUUUAUACACUCAAAUGAAUCCUAUCCGUUUGAUGCAACUGCUCAGCCUGGUUACGUCUACCAUUGCCACAUCUUGGAUCAUGAAGACAAUGUGAUGAUGCGACCAUUGAAGCUGAUAAGUUGAUCAGGAGGCGAGCUGAGAACUUCAAAAUGUCACUACCUAAUCCGGUGAUUGUUUCAUUAGAGUAGGUGUCAUCGAGUAUUAAAAAUAUAUUUGGGCUUGACCGAAUUCCUUCUGGGAUUUCUACCAACGAUGUCAAUGCUCUUGUAUAUAUGAAAUUUGAGGUGCUCGGUACAUAAUGUUUAAUUAAUAAAAUAAAAAUCUCAGAAUCAAAUAAGAAUUAUCCCUUAAAUGAAAAAAAGAGACACUUUUCACUUUCUA